AUGAACACCCUUCUACUAGCCACCGUAUUAUCCCUCGCUGCCGCCGCUGAGCCUCCGUGGCCCAUGUUGGGCUUGGAUGGAUAUCGCAACUAUGACCUCUACAAAAUGCGCCCGGGAGAACAAAUCCUUCAUGACAGUUCCUUCGAUAAAUUCAACCAAAAGAGGGUACCCUACUUGUGCCGCCGCCGCGAUGAGAACGGAUGGUGCAUCUUGGGUGAGGUCGGCCACAGCCCGUGCCAGGUUGCUUCGAUCUGGGUGCAAGACGAACCAGACUCUAUAUCCAAGGCGGGAGGAUUCCGCGUCCAAAUCGACAACAAUCUUGCUGUCAAUGUCCCUUCCGGGGAAGGGCUUUUCAACGGAUGGGUUUACGAUCCUUUCAAGUAUCCGUUCCUCAAUGACUAUCGCCUGGGCAUGGGUGGCAACGUUAUCAAGGUACCAAUGCCCUUUAAUUCAUCCGGUCGAGUUACGAUGCAGAAUUCUCCGCGUAAUUAUGCCAUUAACUUCCGACAUAUCCCGGACUAUAUAAAGUUUCCUGCAUUUGAUCCAGACCACAGGGUCGCUGAUAUGGGAGAGGACGUUAUUGCCGCCCAAACUUUGUUUGGCGUCACCGACCCCAAGCUAACGGGGAAAGCGGAAAAUCAUGUAUCAGGCACUAUUAGCAAGUCCCGACCGACGUUGAAGCUGGCAUCCACCUGUGGUAUGAUUACCAAGCUUGCUAUACGCGUCCCCUCGAUUCGCCCCACGGCGUUUGUUGACGAUGAUGGAUAUGCUAUCCGCGUGGGGCGAAAUGCAAAUGUCACACUUGCGUUGGACAAGAAUAAUGACAUGUGCAAGUUCAGCUGGCGUAUCGAUGCAGGAGUUGGCAAGCAGAAAGUCAAGGUCUAUGUCGACGACAAGGUGGCUGGCAACAUCACCAGCGGAGCUUACAGACCCGGAACCUGGGCUGACAUGACUGUUAGCAUUCCUAGCUCCAUGACCCAGGGCAAGGACAAGAUCAAGGUUCGGCUCCACUGCGUUAGCUCCGAAAUCGAUUGCAACAUCUUCAACGUGGCACUGCAUUGCAAGGCCAAAGAUGGUAAAUGGUCGUCUACCAAAUAUGUUCCAGGCAACGACUGGACGCUCAUGGCGGCGGUGGAUGUUGGACCAAGCCACAAAGAUAUAGAAUGGAUACGUGGCCGUCUAGACCUUGAACCGGUUUGGAGUGGGCGUCGCAAAUACGCAUACGAUGACGUGAAUCAUACCACAGAUUCGAUUCCAGAUCUGCGCUUGACACUGACGUUUGACGGGAAAGAGACUGUAUCCAACGUACCGCUCGGCCAAUUCUUCGCUUCUGGCCUUGCCAAGGGUGACGUCAAAUCUUUGUUGCUCAACGUUGACACCAUGAUAUCCAACGGCGCUUGGACCAGCUACUUUCCUAUGCCUUUUGCUAAGUCGGCUAGCAUCACUCUCAAGAGCGGCGAUGGAUCAUCCAUUGCAGCCUCAGUUGACGCAACCAUUCAGUCCUGCAGUGACGAUGGUAAGCAAUCAAAGCAACCAUCCACCGGAGAAUGGGGUUAUUUCCACACACAAUAUCGCCGUGGCCAGACAGUGGAGGGAGAGUCAUGGCGGAUUCUCAAGACUCCUGGCCCAGGCAUCGCAUGCGGUGUGAGCCAGACGGUUCGCAGUCUGGACAACUCCCUUGAUUUCCUCACGGGCGCUGAGCAGAUAUGGGUCAACAUGACGACGCCUAUCACUAUAUCACAGGCAGAUAUAGCCGGAACUGGUACAGAUCACUUCUACGGCGGCGGCUUCAACUUUGUGGAUGGCUUUGCGGACGGUAGGCCCCAGCUCACGGCGUUUGCAACUUCUCACUCAGGCCUGUCUACCAGUGUUGUUGACCAGUUCGGCAACCAAGGCACGAGCGUAUCCAUGCACCGAUUGAUGAUUGCCGAUUCCAUUUCCUUUCCAGAAAACGGAAUCGCAUUCCACAUUGAGCACGGCGAUGGCAACCGUGCCGUAGCAGAGUAUGAGACUUGUGCUUACUACUAUGCUUGAUGUAUACCAGUCCCUGAUAGAUUUUACAAGAGAUUAUUACUAUGUUAACUAUAACUAUACAUGUAUUCUGGUAUUUAUCUUCUAAUUUUAAAACAAAC
Messenger RNA from [Torrubiella] hemipterigena, 2132 nucleotides. The record is from the annotation of a GenBank genome assembly. NCBI's taxonomy places the organism in Eukaryota, Fungi, Ascomycota, Sordariomycetes, Hypocreales, Clavicipitaceae.